Messenger RNA from Onychostoma macrolepis, 2557 nucleotides. Its product is annotated as protocadherin alpha-3-like. The coding region runs from base 161 to 2557 and encodes 798 amino acids. NCBI's taxonomy places the organism in Eukaryota, Metazoa, Chordata, Actinopteri, Cypriniformes, Cyprinidae. The record is from RefSeq and is a predicted model, not a curated record. Gene Ontology annotation, molecular function: calcium ion binding. Gene Ontology annotation, cellular component: plasma membrane. Gene Ontology annotation, biological process: homophilic cell-cell adhesion. The transcript is spliced from 2 exons.
UGAAAAGCUCCUCCUCAGUAAGGGAGGGUUCAGUUCAUCACGUGGGGCUUUUGUUCGUGAAAGGCCACAUUACUGUCUCUGUUAUUGCAUGAGCUGUGAGGAAUAACGGCGUUGUUUGGUUAUAUUACCGAAUGGAUGAGACUGAUUUAUUGAAUGAAUAAUGAAAAUGUCGAAACACGGAGGGUGGAUGUAUUUUAUUGCAACGUUCUCAAUUUGGAAUAUUACCGACGGGCAGAUUGUGUAUUCGGUAUCGGAGGAGGCUGAUCCGGGAACCACGGUGGGAAAUAUAGCGAAGGAUUUGAACCUAAAUCUUCAAGAAUUAGAACAUCGUGGGUUUCAGAUCGUUGCAGGCCUAAACAAAAGGUAUUUCAGUGUUAAUUUAAAAAGCGGUGUUCUUCUCGUCAAAGAGAGAAUAGACAGGGAACAGUUAUGCGGAAGGAGCAGCAAAUGCUCUCUGGAAUUAGAAGCUAUUGUUAACUCCCCCUUAAACAUGUAUCGACUGGAGGUGAAUGUUUUAGACAUAAACGAUAAUAUUCCUACUUUUAAGUCACCAAAGACAGAGUUAAAUAUCGCAGAAUCUGCCUUCCCGGGUGAGAGAUUUACAUUACCAAGUGCGUUUGACGCGGAUGUGGGCAGUAAUUCGGUGAAGAGCUACAAGCUCAGUCCGAAUGAACAUUUUUCUCUGGAUGUUCAGAGCGGAGGAGAACAGAGUGUGUCUGCUGAAUUAGUGCUGCAGAAAGCUUUAGACCGAGAGAAACAGCCUGUUAUCCAGCUCGUACUGACCGCUAUAGAUGGAGGAAAACCUCCAAAAUCAGGAACAACACACAUUAUUAUAAAUGUUGAGGAUGCAAACGAUAACAUCCCAGUAUUUAGCAAAUCUCUUUACAAAAUAAGAAUUAUGGAAAAUGCGCCCCCCGGCACCUCUGUUGUCACGGUCCAUGCUAGUGACGCUGACGAAGGUUUGAAUGGAGAAAUCAUUUAUUCAUUUAUACGCAGUGAUGAUGAUGACAAUAUUGCCAACGCUUUUACCAUUGAUUCUGUCAGUGGCAUAAUUUCUAUUAAAGGGAAUAUUGAUUACGAAGCAAGGAAUGCCGUAGAAAUUCGUGUCCAAGCAAAAGAUAAAGGCCCGAAACCAAGGGCUGCUCAUUGUAAAGUUUUAGUUGAAAUCGUUGAUGUUAAUGAUAAUGUACCUGAAAUUUCUGUAACAUCUCUUGCUGAAACAGUGAGAGAGGACGCUGCUACUGGUACAAUGGUGGGAUUGAUCACCGUGAAAGACGAAGACGCCGGAAAAAACGGUGCAGUUGUUCUUAAGAUAUGCGAUUCUGCACCUUUUCGUAUACAGAAUACUUAUAAGAAUAAAUACUCUCUGGUUGUAGACGGUCCUCUGGACAGAGAGCGCGCGGCUGAGCAUAACGUGACUAUCUCAGCUACUGAUGAAGGGACUCCGCCUCUCUCUAGCACCAGUGUCAUUACUGUACACGUUUCUGAUGUGAAUGAUAACGCGCCGCGCUUUCCAGAGCCCGUCAUUAAUGUUUAUGUGAAAGAGAACAGUCAGAUUGGAGCCGUUAUUCAUACAGUAUCUGCUUUUGAUCCUGAUGUAGGUGAUAAUGCUCGGAUAACAUAUGCUUUACUAGAAAGCUCGAAAAGCGGCCCUGUAACAUCCAUGAUCAACAUGAACUCUGAUAGUGGAGAUAUACACAGUUUACAGUCAUUUAACUACGAGGAGACAAAAACGUUUGAGUUCAAAGUUCAGGCCACAGACUCUGGUGUUCCUCCGCUCAGCAGUAACGUGACUGUCAAUGUUUUUAUCCUGGAUGAGAAUGACAACAGUCCCGGGAUUCUCGCGCCCUAUUCCGAGCUCGGUUCCGUUAACACAGAGAACAUUCCCUAUUCUGCUGAUGCGGGUUACUUUGUGGCCAAGAUAAGGGCUGUAGAUGUAGAUUCUGGUUACAAUGCGCUGCUGUCUUACCACAUCUCUGAACCCAAAGGAAACAAUCUGUUCCGAAUCGGAACCAGCAGCGGGGAGAUCAGGACUAAGAGGAGAAUGAGUGACAAUGACCUGAAAACUCACCCGCUGGUCAUUUUGGUUUGUGAUAACGGAGAGCCCUCACUGUCAGCGACUGUGUCUAUUGAUGUUGUGGUUGUUGAAAGCGCAGGUGAUGUCAAGACUCCAUUCAGACACGCGCCGAUAAAGGAGGAGAGUUUCUCGGAUUUAAAUCUGUAUUUGCUGAUCGCCAUUGUGUGCGUGUCCGUCAUCUUUUUCCUGAGUCUCAUCAGUUUGAUAGCUGUAAAAUGCCACAGGACAGACAGCAGUUUGGGCAGGUACAGCGCCCCGAUGAUCACCACUCACCCUGACGGGAGCUGGUCUUACUCCAAAUCUACUCAGCAGUAUGACGUGUGUUUUAACUCGGACACACUGAAGAGUGACGUAGUGGUUUUCCCUGCGCCAUUUCCGCCUGCAGAUGCAGAACUGAUCAGUAUUAAUGGAGGAGACACUUUUACCAGAACACAAACACUUCCUAAUAAAGAAAAGAGGUCACCAUCAGUCCGUGGUUAA